CAUAUCUCUGUGUGUCUCUGCUCUGUAGCUACAUAUCUCUCUGUGUGUCUUUGCUCUGUAGCUACAUAUCUCUCUGUGUGUACAGCAUUCUUUCUGAUUCUACCCAUUUCUGUUUUCAUCCAUCUCUACCUCAACUUUUUCCUCUCAGUUGCCUUUCUCUAUUCUCUCUGUCACUCUCUCUCUUCCACUCUCUCUCUUUGUAAUAGUCUACAUUCACCUCUGCUACCGGUGGUCUCACUAUGAGUGGUAAUCUGUGGACGGAGGAGCAGUUCAACUGUCCUGUGUGCCUGGACCUCCCCAAUGAGCCAGUCACCAUCCCGUGUGGCCACAGCUACUGCAUGGGCUGCAUCAAGGACUACUGGAGCAAGGACAACCCUCGCUCCCCUGGAGUCUACAGCUGCCCCCAGUGCCGCCAGACAUUCUGUCCCAAGCCCUCCUUGUCCAGGAACACCAUGCUGGCAGAGGCUGUGGAGCAGCUCCGCAAGGGGGCCCUCACCACCUCCGCCAGGGAGUCCAUCCGGAGCGCCCACCGUGCCAACACCAUGGGUAGAGCCAAGGGAGGUUCCCGUGGUGGUGGUGUCAGCAGGCUGCCAGCCAUGGCCGUGCCCUGUGACAUGUGCCACGGCGCUGGAGACCAGCGGGCUGCAGUGAAGUCUUGCCUGGUGUGUAUGGCGUCCUACUGUGAGGCCCACCUGAAACCACAUCAGACGAAAGCGGAGUUGAAAAAGCAUGAGCUGAUUGCGCCCACGGGCAAGCUGGCGCAGAAGAUCUGUACCGAGCACAAGUACCUGCAGGAGUUCUACUGUCGUCAGUGCCAGAUGUUUGUGUGUUGGCUGUGCACCAGUAACCAGCACAAGGACCAUGAGACCACCUCCACCAAGGCAGAGCGCACAGAGAGACAGAAAGAGCUGGCUGAGGUGCAGACAGAGAAUCAUCAGAGACUGAAAGAAAGAGAAGGAGAGCUGAAAGACAUGAAGAAGAUGCUGGAGGCAACAAAGCGCUCAGCAGACAGGGUACAUGAUGACACAGAGACGGUGCUGUCGGAGCUCCAGCGCUCAGUGGAGAGGCUCCAGGAGCUGGUGGAGGGUGUGAUGAACCAGGCUGGGCAGGAGAAAGUAAGAGAGGCCCAGGAUGUGGUGGACAAGCUGGAGGCCGAGAUCUCGGAGCUGAAGAGGAGAGACAAGGACAUGAAGGAGGUGUUCCGCUGUGAGGACAACAUCCACUUCCUGGAGACCUGUGACUCUCUGUGCAGCCCGUUUGAGUGUAAUGAUCUGUUGUGUGUGGUGGCCAAUCCAGAGGCUACGUUUGAACCUGUACGUGAAGCCAUCCUGAACCUACGGGAGAGAGUGGAGGACAUGUGCAACGUGGAACUGGGCAAGAUCACCAAGACAGUGAAUGACACAACACUGUUCACCUUAGGAGACAAAGCAAAACAAAAUGGCGGCCAGAAGACGGGAGGGUUCAGGAGUUUGUUUUCUGGUCUGGGAUCCAAACCAACAACAACAAACAACAACCGUCCCUCAGCUCCCACACCGACUGUCUCCGUGGCGGUUCGAGGUCCUAACUCACGUGGUGUAGGCCUGCGCUCUCAGGAUGUUAGGAGCAGAGAGGAACCACGAGCUGACAGAGACAGGCCGAGGAGAGAGGAGAGAGAACCAGCCAGAGAGGCAGCCCCCAGACCAAGCACCAGAUCUAGUCCCACUCAGAGGCGGAAAAAGCCAGCCAGAAAUAGCCCUACCCAAAGUCGAAGAGAGACGCGCGGACGCAGUCCCAGUCCCACUUCAAGUCGUAAAGAGCCAGCCAGUCCCAGUCCCACUCCAAGUCGUAGAGAGCCAGCCAGACCCAACCCCACUCCAAGUCGUAGAGAGCCAGCCAGACCCAGCCCCACUCCAAGUCGUAGAGAGCCAGCCAGACCCAGCCCUACGCCCAGCCGGAGAGAGACACCCAGACCAGAACCCACCACCACCCCUACCCCCGGUGCUGUUACCCAAGCCACCCCAGCCUCAGGAGCUUUCAGCCGGAUAGGAUCCAUAGCAAGUCUCUUCCGCUCCCAUCGACGUGCCACACCGGCACCUGAGCCAGUCAGCAACAACACUGGUGGAGUUUACCAAUGGGGGAUGGGUGCACUGACUGAAUCCCAACCGGAAGUGAAUACCAGCCUUUUCCUGGAUCCGCCGACCCCUGACCCCAUCAUGAAUCAGAUGCCAGCUUUCCCUGCAUUGAGGGAGAUAGACAUCUCCAGCAUCCAGGCCCCAGAGCCCAGGAGCAGAGAGGAGUUCCUGCAGUAUGCCUGUACCCUGACCCUAGACACGAGGACAGCCCACCGGCGUCUGACCCUGUCGGAGAGCAACACCAAGGCCACCCUACAGGGGGCAGGGCAGCCCUACCCAGACUGCCCCCAACGCUUCGAUGGCUGGACCCAGGUGCUGUGCCAGGCCCCCCUUUCCGCCCAGCGAUGUUACUGGGAGGUGGAUUGGAGGGGGAAGGGGUCAUCAAUGGGCGUGGCUUAUGGAGCCCUGAGCAGGAAGGGGGCGGACGCCAGGGCGGGGCUUGGCUACAACGCCCAAUCAUGGAGCCUGGAGCUGUCGGAUACGUGUUGCACGGCAAUGCAUGACAAUGAGAAGAGGGACAUCCCGGUGACGUACUCGCCGCGUCUGGGGUUGUUCCUGGACCUCAACGCGGGCACCCUGGCGUUCUAUAGCGUGGCGGAGAGCAUGGCGCACCUGCACACGUUCCGUGCCAACUUUACACAGCCACUGUAUGCGGCCUUCGGGGUGGGAAGUGGGGUUGGUGUUGGACUGGACUUCGCUCUGAGUCAGUUCAGCCAGACAUCCGACAGCAUCAAGAUCUGCCCCAUGUGAUGAGACCUACGACCUCUGUAUAGAUCUGCCCCAUGUGAUGAGACCUACGACCUCUGUAUAGAUCUGCCCCAUGUGAGGAGACCUACGACCUCUGUAUAGAUCUGCCCCAUGUGAUGAGACCUACGACCUCUGUAUAGAUCUGCCCCAUGUGAGGAGACCUACGACCUCUGUAUAGAUCUGCCCCAUGUGAGGAGACCUACGACCUCUGUAUAGAUCUGCCCCAUGUGAUGAGACCUACGACCUCUGUAUAGAUCUGCCCCAUGUGAGGAGACCUACGACCUCUGUAUAGAUCUGCCCCAUGUGAGGAGACCUACGACCUCUGUAUAGAUCUGCCCCAUGUGAUGAGACCUACGACCUCUGUAUAGAUCUGCCCCAUGUGAUGAGACCUACGACCUCUGUAUAGAUCUGCCCCAUGUGAUGAGACCUACGACCUCUGUAUAGAUCUGCCCCAUGUGAUGAGACCUACGACCUCUGUAUAGGUCCCCUGAAUGGGGCGGCAGGGUAGCCUAGUUGGACUAGUAACCGGAAGGUUGCAAGUUCAAAUCCCCGAGCUGACAAGGUACAAAUCUGUUGUUCUGCCCCUGAACAGGCAGUUAACCCACUGUUCCUAGGCCGUCAUUGAAAAUAAGAAUUUGUUCUUAACUGACUUGCCUAGUUAAAUAAAGGUAAAAUAAAAAUAAAUAAAUAGAUCUGCCCAAUGUGAGGAGACCUAUGACCUCUGUAUAGAUCUGCCCCAUGUGACGUGACCUAUGACCUCUGUAUAGACCUGCCCCAUGUGACGUGACCUACGACCUCUGUAUAGACCUGCCCCAUGUGAUGUGACCUACGACCUCUGAUCCCCAUCUGCUAUCACCGCUUUAUAUGACAUAAUUUAACGAGAAUUAGUUUGUUUCCUAAACAUUUACAAAACAGCCCAAGUGUUGCACUUCUGACAAACAAAUUACAUACAAACACUAAUAGAAGACUGAACUGACAAAUGGUGUCUCACACACACACACACACACACACACACACACACACACACACACACACACACACACACACACACAC
Molecule: messenger RNA, 3911 nt
Organism: Oncorhynchus kisutch (coho salmon)
Lineage: Eukaryota; Metazoa; Chordata; Actinopteri; Salmoniformes; Salmonidae
Exons: 14
Coding region: 240-2861 (873 amino acids)
Molecular function (GO): protein binding; zinc ion binding
Source: RefSeq, a predicted model, not a curated record